Molecule: messenger RNA, 1920 nt
Organism: Adelges cooleyi (spruce gall adelgid)
Lineage: Eukaryota; Metazoa; Arthropoda; Insecta; Hemiptera; Adelgidae
Product: growth factor receptor-bound protein 14-like
Exons: 11
Coding region: 134-1630 (498 amino acids)
Biological process (GO): signal transduction
Source: RefSeq, a predicted model, not a curated record
CGACAAAAAAAAAACCAUUUUUAACGACCAUCGCGUUGCAACCGCGUUAUUUACUUUGUGUCGUACAAACUAGGCUUUGGGCCAAACGCACGUGGCAGAAAGUUUAUCGGUAGACCAGCCGACGUGAACGACUAUGAAUUCGUUUUCGCCGUAUAAAAAACUAGAAGAAUGCCAGUCGAUUGAACUCGGUUGUACUUCGAGAAACAUUGACAUUUACAAUUCUGACGGUGAUCGUCAGACGGUCUAUGUUAGCUCCGAAACGACGCCCUUUGAAGUAUGCACGUCGCUGUUGACAAAAAACAACAACAGACCAAAGAGAUGUUACGAUUGGACCAUUGUAGAAGUUUGGAAAGACAAACAAAUAGAACGAACGUUGGAAAGCCACGAGUCCGUACUGUCGUGUUUCUACCGAAUGCAACCAGAAAACGUCGACCGGAUAUUGACGUUACGAUAUAAUCCCAAGGUGUAUGACAUAUUCGAACGUCCGGAAGUAAAAGAGUUCUGUUUCUACAAAAUGUUGGACUUGGACGACAAUCCCAAUGGAAAGACUAGACACAAAAUCAUUGAGAAAAUUUUGAACGGUGACACGGAACCGUUGCAUUAUGACAAAGUGUGGAUAUUCGAUUGCAACAAAUCUGAACCAUCUUGGGACACGACGAUAUUGUUGCUGAAGGCUAGACAAUUGUACCUGUCGCCAAAUUACCAGAGUGUCGUGACAUUCAUCAAGCACACAAAGAACGGCGGAUGUUUCCGAAACGGCAAAUCGACAGAUUUGUUAGAUAAAUGUCAACUCCGAGUCUGGGCCUACCUGGAUGAUUACACGGUGUACACCUCCACCGCCGCCACCGACAACAACACCGGCAGCAGCGUCACUAGCAGCGGCGACACGACCUCGCCGUCGCCGUUCCGCCUGUGCCUUGUCACCGCGGCCGCCAGCGCGCCCGACAAAUACGUGGCCUGCCGUUCCGAAACCCUUCUAUCAUACUGGAUGUGCGCUAUGAGAUUGUCCAAAUACGGCAAGCAGUUGCGAGAUAACUACCGUUCGUUUGUGAAGAAACAGGGCGACUCCAACGAUUAUGAAUACAACAAGAAACCGUUGCCCAGCGAGAGCGUGCGCAGCCACGUAGCCAUGGACUUCUCGGGCAACGUGGGCAGGAUCGUCGAGGACCCGAAAGAAGCACUGGCCAUCGCCCAGGCGGAGACGGGCAGCGUGCGCAGGAGUUGGCGGUCGAGCGGCCGGUCCACGCCGGGUCUGCAGGCCGCAGUGACCAGGCUGGAGAACGACGUUCACCUGUCGCAGCCUUGGUACCACAAAAAUAUGAGCCGAGAUCAGGCGGCCAACAUUCUCAACAAACAGGGCAACAAGGACGGGGUGUUUCUAAUACGAGAGAGCAAGAGCAAAUGUGGCUCUUAUGUACUGACGUUCAAGUGCGGUGGAAAAAUCGUACACACGCCCAUCGCAGCGCAAAUGGAUCCCAUUUACGACGUGGUGUGCUUCACGCUGGACAACGGCGUGACGAAAUUCUACGACCUGCUGCAGUUGGUCGAGUUUUACCAAUUAAACGCGGGCAGUCUACCCACACGACUGAUGCACUAUGUGGUGCAAGUCAAAGAAAUAGAACCAAAAUAAAUUAUUAUUUCACCCGCAGUUCCCGCGCCAGUAUAACACAGUUCCUGUCGACACGAUAUAUUCUCAUCCAAAAGGUGUAUGUUUGUGUGGUACACAUAAACAAUAAUUGAAAAGAAAACAUUUUUUUAAAUCUGUGACAAUUUAUUUUUUGACAGACAAAAAAACAAAAUAUACUCCUACUUUUCAGGUAUUUUUUUUUUAAUUUAUCAAAAUAUUUUCAAAAAUACUUAUUAUUUGUCUUUUUUCGGUUUUUUUUUUCAUUUGUUUUCUUUAUGUAAUGUAAAAAAUGA